GUUUGGAAACAAAGGUUAAAAAUGCAUGUUUUUACAAAACAUAUGAACAUUUUUCCUUUCCAGUGCAAAGUGUGCAAUACUAAGUUCAUCCACGAAGACUCGGCAAUAGCCCAUUGCAAAUCAGUUCACAAGUAUAAAGAAGCUGAUGAGUGGAUAACAUCUGUAGAGCUCCCUGAUAUUAGUCAUUCAAUUUAUGAAAUGGAUGGUGUUGAAUAUAUAGGUGAUGCUACCCUACUCAACAAACCUUUUAACAAACCUAAAUUGAAAACCCAAAACAGCGAAUCUAAGAAAAGGGUAUAUGUCUGUAAAGAAUGUAAGUAUAAGUCAAUAUACAAAAGCGAUGUGCAAAAGCAUAUACAACUGAAGCACCUUUUCC
Molecule: messenger RNA, 376 nt
Organism: Owenia fusiformis
Lineage: Eukaryota; Metazoa; Annelida; Polychaeta; Sabellida; Oweniidae
Source: the annotation of a GenBank genome assembly